Meloidogyne enterolobii is the source of this 404-nucleotide messenger RNA. The record is from the annotation of a GenBank genome assembly. Lineage: Eukaryota; Metazoa; Nematoda; Chromadorea; Rhabditida; Meloidogynidae.
UGAAAUGAAAAAGGAAAGAGUAUCAGACAACUAUGUUGUCGGUGAAACGCGAAAAAUAAAAGAGAAAAAUAAAAGGAUUAGAUUUAUGGGAAAAUUGGAGGCAAAAAGAAAAAUUUGCAUGUUGAGAGUAAAUGUCUCAAUAAGAUUUGUUUAAAGAAAAGGCAAGUAUUUUUGUCGGUAAAGAAAAGGGCUCAAUAGCGCGAAAACAAAAAAGGGGAAUAAUAUUUAAUAAUAAAAGAAGGGAAGUCCCAAAAGCUUUGGAUGGACAAAAGAAAGAGCCUUAUAGGUUUAGGUUUGAGGAAAACAAAAGAAGAGGUUUUGGUUGGAAGGUUGGAUGGGGGAAGCAAAAGCUUUUGGUUAGUGGGGUUGGUGAGGGAAACCUUUUAUUAGAGAGGGGAAGCAAC